Talaromyces amestolkiae is the source of this 2334-nucleotide messenger RNA. RefSeq lists its product as uncharacterized. NCBI's taxonomy places the organism in Eukaryota, Fungi, Ascomycota, Eurotiomycetes, Eurotiales, Trichocomaceae. The coding region runs from base 1 to 2334 and encodes 777 amino acids. Gene Ontology annotation, cellular component: plant-type cell wall. Gene Ontology annotation, biological process: arabinan catabolic process; xylan catabolic process. The transcript is spliced from 2 exons. The record is from RefSeq and is a predicted model, not a curated record. Gene Ontology annotation, molecular function: xylan 1,4-beta-xylosidase activity; alpha-L-arabinofuranosidase activity.
AUGACAUGCUCUGGAAAUUCUUCCGAGAUCUGUGGCGGUACUUGGUUGGUUGAUAUCUAUCAGAUCUCCAACCCGAGCUCCACUCCAGUUCCUCUGUCUGGAGCUGUGAAGCCAAAUUGCACGGUAGACCCUCUGUGCAGCAAUCCAGUGUGCAACGCAGCUCUUGAUCCCCUUACCCGUGCGAAAGGUCUCGUUGAAGCCAUGACCUUUGAUGAGAAGGUUCAAAAUACCCAGAAUGGCUCCCCGGGUUCUGCCCGUCUCGGACUACCAGCAUAUCAAUGGUGGAGUGAGGCCCUGCACGGUGUCGCAAGUUCUCCUGGCGUGACGUUUCAAUCUGGAAAUUUCAGCUAUGCCACAUCAUUCCCUCAACCCAUACUCAUGUCUGCCGCCUUUGACGACGCUCUCAUCCAACAGGUGGGCACUGUCGUCAGUAUUGAGGGCCGCGCCUUCAGUAACUAUGGCAAUGCAGGCCUAGACUUCUGGACGCCCAACAUCAAUCCGUUCAGAGAUCCUCGCUGGGGCAGAGGCCAAGAGACCCCGGGAGAAGAUCCAUUCCACAUCGCCCGUUAUGUCUAUAAUCUGGUAGACGGCCUGCAAAAUGGAAUCGGGACCACCGAUCCUCGAGUAGUGGCAACCUGCAAGCACUUCGCUGGUUAUGAUAUUGAGGACUGGGAAGGAAAUGCCCGCUACGGCUUCAAUGCAAUUAUUUCCACCCAAGAUCUGUCCGAAUACUAUCUGCCACCUUUCAAAAGCUGCGCUCGCGACGCAAAAGUAGAUGCAAUCAUGUGCAGCUAUAACGCCGUCAAUGGAAUCCCAACCUGCGCUGACAGCUACCUCUUGGAUACUAUCCUACGUGACCAUUGGAACUGGAACCAGACUGGGCACUGGGUGACCUCUGAUUGUGAUGCAAUUGGCAAUAUCUUCACCGACCAUCACUACACCAAUACUGCAGCUGCAGCUGCAGCAGAUGCUCUCAAUGCCGGCACAAAUUUGGACUGUGGAACCACGAUGUCCAAUAAUCUUGCCGCAGCCUCUGCUCAAGAUCUUUUCCAGAAUGCCACCUUGGAUACUGCUCUGACUUACUUGUAUUCCUCUCUAGUCCGACUUGGCUGGUUCGAUGAGGAAACUUCGCCAUAUCGUUCCCUUGACUGGUCCGAUGUGGGCACUCCUGCGUCACAGCAGCUGGCCAUCCGAGCAGCUGUCGAGGGUAUUGUCCUCCUAAAAAAUGACCGGACUAAAGUAUUGCCAUUAUCUAGCCAUGGUCAGACUAUCGCAUUGAUUGGUCCUUAUGCCAAUGCUACAACCCAGCUGCAAGGCAAUUACGCGGGCGUCGCAGAAUAUAUUAGGACGCUGGUAUGGGGUGCUGAACAGGCCGGAUACAAAGUAGAAUAUGCGCUGGGAACUGAUAUCAACUCCACCGACACCUCUGGUUUCGCCGCUGCUGUCGCUGCAGCCAACGCAUCAGAUAUCGUCAUCUAUGCAGGUGGUAUUGACAAUUCCAUUGAGGCUGAGGCCAUGGACCGAGACACAAUUUCCUGGCCUGGUAAUCAGCUCCAAUUGGUUGAAGAGCUGUCCCAAGUCGGAAAGCCACUUAUUGUUCUCCAGUUAGGCGGUGGUCAAUUGGACGACUCGGCACUUCUUGCAAAUGACAAGGUGAAUGCUCUUGUAUGGGCCGGUUACCCCAGUCAGGCUGGUGGUCAAGCUGUUUUCGAUAUUCUUACCGGUAAAUCUGCUCCCGCAGGCAGAUUGCCAAUAACACAGUACCCAGCCAACUAUACCAAUGAGAUUCCAAUGACGGACAUGGCCUUACGUCCUAACGGAGCUACUCCUGGGCGAACCUACCGCUGGUAUGACGACGCUGUGAUUCCUUUCGGAUAUGGCUUGCACUAUACCAAUUUCGAUGUCUCAUGGGCGAGCAAGAAAUUGGGUCCGUAUAACACAGCAUCUCUAGGGCACGUAUCAAAAUCACAAUAUCCUGACACAGCUGCUUUUGAUACCUUUCAUAUCGACGUGAAGAACACCGGAAAAGUAACCUCUGACUAUGUUGCAUUGCUCUUUGCCUCCACCAAAAAUGCUGGCCCUGCUCCAUAUCCUAUCAAAACCUUGGUCGGCUAUACGCGAGUACCCUCCAUCAAGCCCGGAGAAACUCGUUCUGUGAGCCUUGACGUCACUCUGGGUGCCAUUGCGCGAACCGCUGAGAAUGGCGAUCUGGUUGUGUACCCCGGCACGUACACUUUGGAGGUGGAUGUCGGCCAGCAUUAUCCGACUGCCCAAUUCCAGAUCAAUGGACCGGACAAAGUCCUGGAUUCGUUUCCCCAGCCUCCUUCAUCUUGA